This is a messenger RNA of Hyalella azteca, 3832 nucleotides long. RefSeq lists its product as uncharacterized. Gene Ontology annotation, biological process: protein O-linked glycosylation via N-acetylgalactosamine. Gene Ontology annotation, molecular function: beta-1,3-galactosyl-O-glycosyl-glycoprotein beta-1,3-N-acetylglucosaminyltransferase activity. Bases 160 to 3045 code for a protein of 961 amino acids. Gene Ontology annotation, cellular component: Golgi membrane. NCBI's taxonomy places the organism in Eukaryota, Metazoa, Arthropoda, Malacostraca, Amphipoda, Hyalellidae. The record is from RefSeq and is a predicted model, not a curated record. The transcript is spliced from 18 exons.
AAUAAUAGAGCGUCUGUAUCAACCAGAAUUUUUUAAACUACAUAUUUCCGCCCAAUAUUCUCAUAAAGAAUCAAUUGAUUAAAAAAAAUAAAAUUUUGCAUGAAGUAAGAUAACUAAGAUCAAAAUUUCCUCAACGAUUGGUGAGUUAAUUAAUCGAGGAUGGAAAUAGUUGUUAACUUGACUGUUUUGUUUCUGCUCGUGGUGAGCCUUCCCUUCAUCUCAGGAACUCCUGAGAAUGCAUCUCAACCUGGUGACAAUGUAAUGUUCAUUCCUGGAGACAUUCACCCGUUAUCACUGCGCUACAUCGACGACAGCGGUAACAUCACCAUCAUGAACUACACCGUGAACGAUCGCUCGCUGACGCACUACAAUUCCUCCCUCGAGGAAUUUGAGGCAGGUGUCCUGCGGAAAAACACUAAUGGCCGCUUAGUUUUACACCUGCCAUCGGGCCGGAACCUAACCAUCUCUGUGGCUCAGCGCACAGUCGUGCGGCUCAUCGACCACGACGGCAAGUCCGACAUGAGCGUCGACCUCUCAGGAUUCGAGAGCCUCACCAUGGAUGAUCUCAAAAAUGACAGCUCGCUCCUGCCUGUGCCAUCGAAACCCUUGUCGUGGCCAGAGCCAGACUGGCGACCUCUGCGGUCCGUCACCGUCUUGGCUAAUAGUUCAACCGUCACAAUAACGCUCAACAGGAACAAUCAGGUAACGCAUACCGUUCUAGAUAAUAGUUCAACCGUUACAAUAACGCUCAACAGGAACAAUCAGGUAACGCAUACCGUUUUAGCUAAUAGUUCAACCGUCACAAUAACGCUCAACAGGAACAAUCAGGUUUUCCACAUCAAUACAAACAUCACUCAUCCUGGUCUGGUGUGGUUCAAACCUCACGGUUUGGUGAUGUUGGUCGUACAUCCCCUCACAUGUGUGGUCACCUACACCAACAUCUUUCCAACAUCCGAGUUUGGAGGCUAUAGAGACCUCAUCACCAUCUUGAAGAGAGUUGCCCCUGGACGUGUAAUCAUCAUUGUUGGACUGUACGACGGUUCGCUCCAGAUGCUGGAUGCCAGACAAUUCCUUAGGGACCAGAUCGGCUCGCUGGUGUCAGAACAAUACCUGUUCCGCGAUUCGUGGGCUUGGGUGUUUAUGAUGAACGGCGUGACGCUGGGAGAAGCGUUCAGCCCUAACCUGCUCCGAGACGCAGGGAAGGCGGUGCCUCGGAAUGUAACUCUCGAGAAUAUCAUCAAACUAGAGUACUUAUUGAAUGCCAAGAGAGUACAGGAGAUGAAGUAUUAUGCAUCACCCCCACUAAAUAAUGAGGAAUCUAUCGAUCAAAAUCGGAGUGAUGUUCUAAAUAUUACGGUGGGAAAAAGCUCCAUAAACUAUCGUAAGAAGAACUGGACACUUCAAGCUUUAUUACCAACUAAUGGACAUGGCGAAACAACAACAAUAAAGUCUACAUUCAAAGAUUCGGGAGACUACGAAGAUCAUAAUAAUUCGCAACCUCCUGAGAAACCAGAUGAAGAUUAUGACAUUGAAGACUUUGAGUACAACAACAUGAAUUGGAACCUUCAGUUUUUUGGAAACAAGAAUUUGAGCUCAAAAACAUCAAGUCCUCUGAUGCUCGAUGCGAGGAUACCUGUGCACGAAGAUCCCAUAUACUUGUUGAUGGAGUACGACAACUGCAAGAUUUGGGCCGAGGCUGCGGAGUUGAACGCUCGCUGGGUAGCCCGGAUGAGGUUCUGUCAGACGCACGAUGGAUACGGGAGCUUGUGCGACUGCAAGAAGCCAUUCUUUUUUAAAGAAAAAAAGCCACUUCUGGAGGGCGUUUAUGAAGAGGAUAUACCAAUUCUCAUCAUUACAGCCAAUCGCACUCUUUUACUGUUCAGGGUGCUGGAGGCGCUCGGCAGCCAGCCCGGCAUCCACAAGGCUCUGGUGACGGUGGUGAUGGAUGACUGGAGGGAGGAGGUCGCGCAGUUGGCUUACAUACUCGACAUUAAGCUUCUUCAACAUGCGCCAGAAGGGACAGCUUCGGUUUUGGUCUCACGUAACCUUCGCUUCGGUCUUUUCCAUAUGCUUGAACUGUACCCUGAUGCAAAACAAUUCAUCGUGCUAGAAGAUGACCUUAUACUAUCUCCGGACUUUUAUAAGUACAUGCAGCACACGUCUGGCAUUUUCGAGCUGGACAAGACGGUGUACUGCGUGUCUGCCUUCAACCACUUGUCGUACCCACACACUUCCAUGGACUCCUCCCGCCUCUACCGCGUCGAGUCGUUCCCUGCCUACGGCUGGAUGGUGCCGAGGAGGGAGAUCACCUACAUACUACCUAGAUGGUUUCCUCCCAAUGUUACCCACGACUGGGACUUCAUGCUGGGCAUGAGUCUACUCAACCACAAGAAGGAGUGCAUCAUUCCUGACGUGAACCGAGCCCUGCACGGCGGUACGGUGGGCCUGCACGCCCGGGCCUCUUGGUUCCACGAGCGCCACUACAGCCGCCGCCUCAUCAACACCAACGCCUCAGCCGAGCUCAUGCCCAUGCACAGACUUCGCUCUGAAGAAUACGAGGAAGAAAUGCAUCAGCUAAUAUCCGAGGCUCAACCCGUCUACGAUUUCAGCUUGGAAAACUUCACGUUAGGUUAUUCUAAGACAGGAGCACACGUCCUUUACGUCGAACAGCCUAAUUCAAAGGAGAUGAAUAUAACUGGAGAGGUCAUAGAAACCGAAGGCAUCAAUGAACCAAUCUUCAAGACCGUCGGCGAGGCGAUGCGCGUGUGGAACACAGACGUGCGGGAGCUGCACAAGAGCACAUGGCGGGUCAACUACCGCAACCAGACGUUGUUCGUCGUUGGCUGCCCUCGCGCCCCUUAUUGCAAACACAUGCCGAAGAAAUACCAAGUGCUGGCCAUCGCCGACCCUAACGAGCUCACGGAACUGGUGAAGGAUGAAUAUCUGUACGCUCAUAUUCGCAGGAUACCAUUCCGCUACCACCACGACCACCAGGACCAUGUGUGGCGUACCAUGAACACGCAUUGGAAUAGUGGCGUUCACUAAAACACUUUUUCUCAAUAUGACCACCAUGGCCACGUAUGGGAACAAUGGUGAUCACUAAUUUAUUUUUUUACUUUCAUUGUGACCCAUCAUCAUCAUCAACACCCAUUUUUACUAUGGCUAACAUCACCAGAUAUUUUGCUAGUGGUGGUCACAAUCCCCUCCUCUUUCAUCAUCACAACUAUAUAUGACCCCGCAUCGUAACGUUGUGGUGACAAUAUUUCCUUCUACAUCUCCACAACUAUGACCAUCUGUGGAGGACCAUGACUGUUAUAAACUUCUUGCCAUCACGGGUGGACAAUGAUGGCAUUAACCCUCAUGCCAUUCUCAAUGAUCAAAUUAAUAACAAUGGCUUUCAUUUCGUACUUUAUUUCCGUACAUUUUUCUGCGACGCUGCCUCAUAUGUUGACCGAAAAUGAGCCCCGCAAAACGUUGCCUCAUCUUUUUAUGGCAAGAGACUUGAGCCUGUAAAAUAUACGACGUGAUCUGCGAAAUCUUCAACAUUUAUUUUCUUUUCAAAGAUUAACGACUCAAUAACAAUUUAGCGCCAAAUAUUAACUAAUAUGAAGUUUAACGAGGCAACAAAUUAUCCUUUGUUGAGUUUUGAUGGGAAAUUAAGAGCCUCCAUGACAUGAGAAGUUCUCAGCACAAGUUCUCAGAGCUGCUGCAGCUUCUUCGCGAUUUUCCGGUCUCAUGGAAUAAAACAACUGACAUUUGUGACAAGUUCUGCACUACAAGUAAAUAUUUUUAGUUAGUUAGUAAUUUUUUGAGGUUGGCAUUGGAAGACAAA